This is a messenger RNA of Cladocopium goreaui, 177 nucleotides long. NCBI's taxonomy places the organism in Eukaryota, Dinophyceae, Suessiales, Symbiodiniaceae. The record is from the annotation of a GenBank genome assembly.
AUGUACCAAUGCUGGCCUCCCAACGGCAGCAUGUUGGCCCAGGACAUGCACCAGGACUUGGAGCAACAGGAGGAGUACAAACGACGUAUCAAAGUGAUGACGGAGGAGAAGAAAGCAAGGUUCAUCGAUUACGACUGCAUGAUGGGCGUUUGGAAGUUUGGCGUUGAUCACUUCUGA